AUGUUCUGCAUCAUGUUUCUCAUGAACGGGCUCGAGUUCAGGGUCGAACCAGAUGUUCUUGCCGUGGAAGAUGGAGAAUGCAUCUAUCUAAAUGGUGCUGAAUAUUUUCACUAUUCGCCAGGUGGUUACGAUCCUGGUAGUCACUUGAUGAGCGAUGCCGACUGCAAAGCCAAAUGCGGAUCUUAUUUCUUACCAUAUUCUGGAAUCCUGAGGCAAAAAUUAUGCCUUUGUGCAAAAGACAAAAGAGUCGAAAGUGUACCUGUUGCACCUGCAAGUGAAUGUGGAACAAAUCCAGAUCUUCUAGUUUUUUACAGGUCAAACAUCAUUAUAUCAGUUACAGGGCUCGCUGUUAAACCAUCAGAUGAUGUUUCUCAGACAGCUACAGAUGUUGUAUUUUCCGUCAGCUAUGAGACUGGGGAUGAUGUUGAAUUUACCAUUGACUAUGGUGAUGGUAGUUUUGGAGCUUUUAAUGAUGUUCAUGACGUUCAAGCUCAUAAGUUCUUUGUGCCCGGGAAAUAUUGGGUGCAAGUUUCUGCAAAGCCCAGGGGUGCACCUGAGAGUUAUCGAGUACUGGCAAGUACUGAGGUGACAAUUACAGACAGUAUUGAAAAUAAGACAGUUGUGUUUAGCUGCCCGCCCGUUGUAAAACCCACUGUUGUAGUCACAUGCAAUUUGACGACAAUGACUGGUGGAUUUGUUACCAUGGAAAUAGACUGGGGUGAUGAAUCUAAAGUUAUGAUGGGAUUACCUGAUACCAAUAUUCAAGCAAUUGGACCAUUGAUACCUCAACAUGAGACACCUGAUAUGUCACCGAAAGAAUCAGGUUAUAUGCUCGUCAUUCCUCAGCUUGAGCCAGUCGACACCAGAGGGAGACUUUCGGCUGUUCGUUUGUGGGUUUUGGAAUCGGGAGCAAUGGCUGUUAUGGUUCUUCGAAAAAAAUGCCCAGAAGGGUCAGUUUGUCCUGUCAUACGGGACGUUCGCACUUGCAGCAAAGAAGAAUCUUUCUGUGCUCAGUUACAGACUUGCACCAGCAACAAAAUAAUUAAGUGCCCACACCACAACCUUGCCAAAGUCCUAGAGUUUGAAAUUGUUCAUGUUGUACAAAUAACAGUUGAAACUGGCCACCAGUACAUUUCUUUAACAGAUACACCUGAAGUUUAUCCUGGUGACAUAAUUGCUUUCAUAUCAGCAAUGGCUAAGGUUGCCUAUCGAAAACCAUUUCUGAAGGAACCUACUGAUUUAGGAGGAAUAACAUUCGAUAUGCAAGAAACUGUUAUCCCACAAGACAUUUUAUCUAACACACAAAAAGUGCAUUAUUUUCAAGCAAUAAUUAAUAAUCCAAUUGAAAUGGGAGUGCAAUAUUUAUUUAGUAAAAAAAUUGGUAUGCAUGAUGUUGUUAUGAAGCUAUCAAACAAAUUUUCUACUGUGCCCAUUGUUCGACAGCAAAAAGUCGAUUCUCAGAGACCUCUUGCUGGAUUGAAGUUAAGUGUUAAUCCUCCAGAUGCUUCAACUACAGAACAAGUAACCAUUGAAAUAAAAAUAAGUGGUGGUACUUUUGUCGAUGUUUUAUGGGAAUUUGGUGAUGGGAAAACUAAGAAAGAAUUUUUAGCAGAGGUGAAAAAAGGCGGAAAAUAUGAGAAAACUUACAAGUACCCACAGCCUGGAGUUUAUGUUAUUCGAGUGCAUGCAUCUAAUCCUCAUGCAAAUUUUUCACAAGUUCAUAUAUUAAAAGCUCAAAGACCUGUUCUUCCUAUAUAUGGAGUCACCACCAAUACUCCUCAAAUACUUCCUAGUUCUAUCAUAUUCGAACUGACUUACCCACCUUCUGAAUUACUACCAACAAAUGCAACUGCUGUCUUUACAUUUGGUGACAAGAAAACUUGGAAGUGGAACAUUCCAAAGGAAGGAGAAGGCAUUCAGGAAACAUUUGAACAUAAAUACAGAAAAGCUGGAGUCUAUCUUGUCAAUAUUCGGAUAUCAAACAUUGUCUCUUCAUACACACUUCUAACUGAAGUUGAAACUGCUGUCCGUAUUAAAGAUCUUGCUGUGAAUGUUUUGUACAGUCCUUUACUUAGCAGUCAUGAUCAAAUAGCUGGCUAUGGUUCUGAAAAAAAUAAAUUCCCAAUAGACCGUAACGUUACAAUGCAUAUGAGCGUAGCAACAGGUGAGGUUGAAUUGUAUAUUGUACAAAUGGCAAAUGGUACAACUUUGAUGAAUAGCUCUGAUGCAACUUACACUAUGAUGUUUCAAGAGCCUGGAUAUUAUAAUUUCACUGUGUCAGCAUACAAUCAUGUCCAAAAAACAACAGACCCUGUUUUCCUGUUCCUGUAUUUGAUGGAACCUGUAGAAGGACUGAUUGCUAUUGAUAAUGUUAAUGCUACAUUAGAAGAAGAAGAGGAUAAGGAAUUUGAGGUAUAUCUUGAACGUGUUGGUACAGAUACUUGCCUCUUGGUAGAUUAUGAUGAUGGUACAGUACUGAGGGCGUUUGGCAAUGGAGAAACAUGCAAUGAUACAGCCGAGGAAGUAGUGUGGGAAGGUGAACUGGAAAAUCCGCUCAUCAUUCGGCACACUUACAUAUCCAAGGGAUACAUGGAUGCUUUUUUUAAAGCAUUCAAUGCCAUUUCUGAAGUCAACACAACUGUUAGAUUUUUCAUUACAAACCAAACCUGUAAAGCUCCUGAUCUUUCAAUCAGAAAUAGGAUUCCAAAUUAUUACUUAGCUCCAGAGUCAUAUAGGUCCAUACCAGUUGUACUUUACUCGUAUACCACAAUGAAGUGUAAUGAUUCCAGUGAAACUGUUAGAAGCUGGAGUGGUUACAGACUGAAUGAAACUAAUGGUCAAGUAAUUGAAGAAAUAGACUUGACCAUGGUUGACUCUUACAGAAAAUCCAUGCUUUAUUUAAAACCCUUUUUAUUAAAAGGUGGCCUUUAUAAAUUCAAGUUUACGGUUAACAUGACAGUGUUCAUACAAAAUCCGCCACUAGUGCUUGUUAGAUCCGUGGAGACUUAUAUAAAAGUGGUACCUUCUCCUGUGAUUGUGAGACUUACAGAGGGAGCCCAGUCUCGUGUUACCAGAGGCUGGGGACAGGGAAUAAUUCUUGAUCCAGCGCAAAAUUCUAUUGACCCUGAUGAUGAAAAUAAUAAGAACUUUACUGUAAAAUGGUACUGUCGACGGUUGCCUGGAGAAGUUAUCAACAGGAAUUUGACAGAAGACAUGCAAAAUGUUUCAGACCCCAUAUUCGAUCGCAGCGUACUGUACAGAGAGCGUCCUACUGGUCUUCCAACUCCCAGCUCUGAAGAAAGUAGUGAAGAAGAUGAACCAAAGGAUGGUUUGCUCGAAGAACCAGAUUUAGGUGGAUGUUUUGGCAAAGGUCCAGGUAUGAUCAAUGUCACAGAAGGAUAUGUCAACUGGAAUACUACAGUCUUCAGAAAAUACAAUGUAACCUAUGAGAUUAUUGUUAAAUUAGAGAUGUCUGACCGAGAUCCAUGUUGGGGUGGUCUACAAAUUGUCUUGCUGGAGCAUAUACCACCAGUUAUAAGUGUUGAGUGUCAGACAGAGAAACUCUGCUAUCCGAACGACCCCAUUGGUCAACGGAUUAAUCCGGUUAGAGUUGGUUUGAUUGGUUUGUGUAAAGAUGGAUGUGACACUGAACUUCUAUAUGAAUGGCAGGUUUUUGGAGUAGAUUCUGAAGGAAAUGAAACAUAUUUAGCCGAAGCAGGAGAGUUCCUUGUUGGUGCUACUGAAAAGAAAAUGGCUUUGAGUGAGGAUUUUUUCAAAGAGUAUUAUCCAACUUAUGGUGAUUUUAUUGCAAAACUGAUUGCUGAAAAUGAGUAUGGACUUCGUGGUGAAGCUGAUCUUUUCCUCCAUAUUAACCAGCCCCCUGAAGGUGGUAAUUGUACAAUUGUGCCAGAAAGUGGAAGAGCUCUGAUUGAUGUAUUUACCGUUAGUUGUUUAGGUUGGGCAGAUCCCGAAGGAAAAGAAAUAGAACAUUUUGCAUUUUGGACCAUUCAUAACGACACUGCUGCUUUGAUUUAUCUGAGUGCUGGUCCAGAUCCCGAAGCGUCUCUUGUUCUACCAUAUGGACUUUUUGAAUUAGGUGUGGACAUAAAAGAUAAAGAAGGUGCUUUGGCAAGAAUCAAUAUCACUACUAUGAUGCUUGAACCUCCUUUCAAGCAAGAUUAUGACAACUUUAUCAAUAACAGACAAUUGGAGCAAGUAGAAGCAUCUGGUGAUCAAGCCAGAAUGAAUCAAGUGUCUCAAGCACUAUCUUCGCUCAUGAACGUCCGACUGCCUUUGGAUGAUAACAGCACUUUUGAAGAAGUCACUACAACUGAUCCAGGUCUUCUGGACAAGGAAGCCGAGCAAAAAGCCCAGACACGUUUAAAAAUGGUGCGUUCAGUUGGCAGUGUAAUGAAUACUGAUACUUUAGGACAUUUGGAACAAAUCGGAAGUGCUUUAACUGCAAUUUCUGGAGAAGGCGAUGGAAUAGACAAUGAAGGAAUGGAAGAAAUCAUUCGUUUGCUGAAUAAAACAGUACAGUUAGCAUACAAUAUGGAAGUGGAAGCACCACAACAACUUCUAGAUUUUUGCAUGUAUGCAGUCGGCACUAUGGGUGGAAUAGUUGCAAGAAUGACAGAACAGCUGAUAUCGGGUGUAGUUUUACCAACUGAUCGAGCCAAAGCUUUAGAUUUUGAGUAUGAUGUUGAAAUUCCCCUUUAUGGCGAAGAAGAAAAAGAUAGCUUUUUUGAUGGAACAAUUCCAUUAGAAGAUGCUUUAACAAAGGCUGUUAUAAAACAUGAAAGAGAACAAGCUGAAGGAAGCAUUCGAACCAUUGUUGAUCUUACCAUUAAGCUGGUGUUGGCCAUGUUGAAAAAUAUAAUUGUUGGGGAAAAACCAAUGGAAUUUAUAGCACCAAGUGGACUUGGUUUUACGAUAUCAAUGUUUAAGGGUGGCACCUUAAGCAACCGUGCUAUACAACAUGGGGAUGCUGUGUAUGUGUUUCCAGAAGUUUGUGACAUAUUAUCUGAGUAUGGUUGUUGGGGAAAUGAGACAUUAGGAGUCAUGAUCAGCAACACUUAG
Uloborus diversus is the source of this 5079-nucleotide messenger RNA. RefSeq lists its product as uncharacterized. Lineage: Eukaryota; Metazoa; Arthropoda; Arachnida; Araneae; Uloboridae. The record is from RefSeq and is a predicted model, not a curated record.